Aplysia californica (California sea hare) is the source of this 2820-nucleotide messenger RNA. Its product is annotated as probable methyltransferase TARBP1. The transcript is spliced from 13 exons. The coding region runs from base 137 to 2803 and encodes 888 amino acids. Gene Ontology annotation, molecular function: tRNA (guanine) methyltransferase activity. Gene Ontology annotation, biological process: tRNA methylation. The record is from RefSeq and is a predicted model, not a curated record. Lineage: Eukaryota; Metazoa; Mollusca; Gastropoda; Aplysiida; Aplysiidae.
UGGUGUACCGUGUGCCCGUGUUGCUGGAGCAAACUGAAUGAUCUGAUGACACCAGAUGGACACACGUGCUGACAGUGAACUGAAUGACCUAAUUUAACUGAAAAGAAAAGGACAUCACCUGUCAUACACUAUUACAAUGACGACCUCCAAAAGUCAAAGUGAAGAGUUUCCGUAUCACUUAGUGAUAGAUUUUAUGACAAAACCAGUGCAGGAACAGCUGAAGCGAGGAGAUGUUUCUACCGAGACCCUCAGGGAAAGCCUGGCGAGUCUAGACACAGUGCUGCAAAUGUUGUCUGCCUCAGAUGCUGAAAGCUAUGAACAGAAAGCUACUGAUUCUCAGUGGGAAGAAAUGCUUCUUCAUGUCUUCAAAGACAUUUGUUUUCCCAUACUUUUCUCCCUGCAUGUCUUCCCAGAUCAGACAGAACCAAGUUCGGAAAAAAGCAAAGCUUUCAGUGUCAUCAGCAGAUUGAUGAUGAAAUGUACUCAUCAUUUCCGUGGUCCAACACUGGGAACUGCCGUUACUCAGAUGUUUAUACCAGCAGCAACUGCACUUGAAAUAGAUGAGAAAGUUCUGGUGGACAAGAAAGAUGCGAGUUAUUUUACUGCUGUCAAAGAACCCGUCACUUUGUUCUUCUGUUUAGAGCUAGUUAGUUCUGUUGUGAGUUCACAGGAAGUCUUCUCGAGAUACUUAGAGAAUGUAGAAGAUAAAACAAACACAUCAAAAGAUACAGUGUUGACUGCUCUAUUUAACACUGUGUUUAAAGCAAGCCACAGUGAGACUGCAUUUUGCAAAGCCUUCAUCUUGUUGAGCAAGCUUCUCACCUUUUUUCCUGAGACUUUACAAAAACAGCACGUCAAUAUGUUGUGGGAAGCAUAUUGCCAACCUCUGGAACAACUUGCUUUUGGCUCGUCUCAUAAAGAAGCCUUAUGGAAGUCUCUCUAUGUUUUCUACUGUUUGAGGGACUAUCUUUUCCCCCUUGGCAAGAAGAAUUCUGGUGCAUUAUCUGAAAGAAUGAGCAAUCAUUUUUGGCUCAUUGUGCAGUCUGGACUGCUUAGUAUGGAGCCAGCUGACAGGAAGCUAGCCAUGUACCUAUUCAAAAGGCUUGUGGACACGUGCAGGGAGAACGGCUGUGAUGUCAACGUGGCCAAUACAGAACAAACAAAGGAACAGUCUGAACCAUCACUGAAACAGAAAGAAGAGCCUAUAUUUUGGUGGUCCCCAAAAUCAGCAAAAGCCUUGGGUGCAGUUUGGGAAGACUUCACUCUGCUUAUUGAAACUUUGGAGGAAAAACAGGUUCACAUUAUCAAACCUCUGCUUCCUAAGAUGCAGAAGCUUAUUUCAGCAAGUUCCUGUCAAUCUGCUAGUGGUCUGAAAGUAUUUCACUCUUCCUGGUUGGUGACUGUGGUGAGCCGUUGUUUUCAGCAUGAGAGUCACUACAUGUCUCGUUGGGGAGCUCAGGCUCUGCUUACCCUGGACUUCCAGCAAGUACCCUUGAUUGCUCAUGGGCAACUGAAGUUUUUAAGUCAUGACUUGUUGGUCUACCUUCAAGAAAACAAGCUUUACACCAGGUAUGAAAGUACCGAACUGGGGAAAAGUUCACCCGUUGGAGAGGCUCUGAGGGGAUUCUUUGAUCACCUUUUCAAAACUCUGGACAAGACUCAGAAAGUUGAAUACUUGACCAACGUGCUACAGAUUGUGUGUGACAACAGCUGGGGCUCUAUACCUUUGGUGUUUCUGUUUGAAGGGCUAAGUCACAUCUCUCAGGGACCAGUCAUCAACUCAGGUCACUUGAAACUGAUCAGGAACGUUCUACAAGCUUGCUUGACCACACUGGAGACUAUGACACGUGGAGCGAUUCAGUGCUUUAUAUGCCAGAUGGUCAUGAACUUGUUGGAUGUGAACAGUACAUCACUUUGGGAGGUUUUUGAUACAUUUGCCUCUGUGAACCGUGAAGAAAGUUUGCAGAGGGGAACAUCCUUGUGGGAUAGUUUGGUGCGAUGGCUCCAGACUGAUGAAAUGCUUGUGUUUGUGAAGAAAGAGGACAUUGUGUCAUGGAUAUUGGACUUUUUGCAAGGCAGUGGUGAAGAAAAAGACAACAAUGUUGUCUUUGAAGGGUACAAAGUCAUCAGCAUUGCUCGAAUGUUGAUUCUGACAGCUGUUGUAACAGAGGAGAAGUCACAAUCAGAGAACUCAUCGGAGGAGCUCUCACCGGCUAAGGCAGUGGAAAGCUCACCCUUGGCACGUGUACUGGCUAAGAUCUCUGAAUCCAUUUCGGGUGUGAGGAACCGGCCAUACAUCAGUGCGGGUCUGGUGGGCCGCUGUCUCGCCCUCCUACACAGUCUCAGCAAGGAGGCUGGAGAUUCAGGAGAUGGGGAAGUAGACAAAAUGCUCAGCAAGAGUUUGGGAAGCUGUUUCACAGACACUGUACACUACACUCAGCACAGGCUGCAGACCCACCUGACUCAGGCUGGAGACUUGGAUGAGAUCAAGUUUUACACGGACGUGCUCCUGUCCCUGGGCCUUCACUGCCGGGAUGUGCUGCCAUCGUUGCGUGAGUUGGUCACUUUUGUGAACAAUGUGCUCCACUCAGCUGCGUCAGGGGCAGACAGCCCACAGGAUCUGGCAAAGUUGGAUGUGCUGAGUUGUAGUGCUGUGCGUCUUCUAUCCACUGUCUUCAAGAUCAUCUCUCGGAGUAAAGUUCUUCAGAGUGAGAGAAGUGCAGUUAUAUCUGAGAUAGUGGCGCAAGUUUCCAUGCCGUUGUCAGAUCUGCCGUUACCUUUUAGCCGGAAAGGUGUGAGGUGAGAGACAACGGAUAUCAA